AUGGCGAGCCUCGCCGCGCUCGCCCUCAGCCUGCUCCUGCGUCUGCAGCUGCCGCCGCUGCCCGGCGCCCGGGCGCAGAGCGCCGCAGGUGGCUGUUCCUUUGAGGAGCACUACAGCAACUGCGGUUACAGUGUGGCCCUGGGGACCAAUGGGUUCACCUGGGAGCAGAUUAACACGUGGGAGAAACCAAUGCUGGACCAGGCCGUGCCCACAGGAUCCUUCAUGAUGGUGAACAGCUCUGGGAGAGCCUCUGGCCAGAAGGCCCACCUUCUCUUGCCGACCCUGAAGGAGAACGACACCCACUGCAUCGAUUUCCAUUACUACUUCUCCAGCCGCGACAGGUCUAGCCCAGGGGCCUUGAACGUGUACGUGAAGGUGAACGGCGGGCCCCAGGGGAACCCCGUCUGGAAUGUGUCUGGGGUCGUCACCGAGGGAUGGGUGAAGGCAGAGCUCGCCAUCAGUACCUUCUGGCCACAUUUCUAUCAGGUGAUAUUUGAAUCCGUCUCUUUGAAGGGUCAUCCUGGCUACAUUGCCGUGGACGAGGUCCGGGUCCUCGCUCAUCCUUGCAGAAAAGCACCUCAUUUUCUGCGACUCCAAAACGUCGAGGUGAACGUGGGGCAGAACGCUACGUUUCAGUGCAUUGCUGGCGGGAAGUGGUCGCAGCAUGACAAACUUUGGCUCCAGCAAUGGAAUGGCAGGGACACGGCCCUCAUGGUCACCCGUGUGGUCAACCAUAGGCGCUUCUCAGCCACGGUCAGUGUGGCGGACACUGCCCAGCGCAGCGUCAGCAAGUACCGCUGUGUAAUUCGCUCAGACGGUGGGUCUGGUGUGUCCAACUACGCGGAGCUGAUCGUGAAAGAGCCCCCCACGCCCAUUGCCCCCCCAGAGCUGCUGGCUGUGGGGGCCACCUACCUGUGGAUCAAGCCAAAUGCCAACUCCAUCAUCGGGGACGGCCCCAUCAUCCUGAAGGAGGUGGAAUAUCGCACCACCACAGGCACCUGGGCAGAAACCCACAUAGUCGACUCCCCCAACUAUAAGCUGUGGCAUCUGGACCCCGAUGUGGAGUACGAGAUCCGGGUGCUGCUCACGCGACCUGGCGAGGGGGGCACGGGACCGCCAGGGCCUCCGCUCACCACCAGGACCAAGUGUGCAGACCCAGUGCACGGCCCACAGAAUGUGGAGAUCGUGGACAUCCGAGCCCGGCAGCUGACCCUGCAGUGGGAGCCCUUUGGCUAUGCGGUGACGCGCUGCCACAGCUACAACCUCACGGUGCAGUACCAGUACGUGUUCAACCAGCAGCAGUACGAGGCCGAGGAGGUGAUCCAGACCUCCUCCCACUACACCCUGCGCGGGCUGCGCCCCUUCAUGACCAUCCGGCUGCGCCUCCUGCUGUCCAACCCCGAAGGCCGGAUGGAGAGUGAGGAGCUGGUGGUGCAGACCGAGGAGGACGUUCCAGGAGCUGUUCCUCUAGAAUCCAUCCAAGGGGGGCCCUUUGAGGAGAAGAUCUACAUCCAGUGGAAACCUCCUAACGAGACCAAUGGGGUCAUCACACUCUAUGAGAUCAACUACAAGGCUGUUGGCUCACUGGACCCAAGUGCCGACCUCUCCAGCCAGAGGGGAAAAGUGUUCAAGCUCCGGAAUGAAACUCACCACCUCUUUGUGGGUCUGUACCCAGGGACCACCUACUCCUUCACCAUCAAGGCCAGCACAGCAAAGGGCUUUGGGCCCCCUGUCACCACUCGGAUCGCCACCAAAAUUUCAGCUCCAUCGAUGCCUGAGUACGACACAGAAACCCCGCUGAAUGAAACAGACACGACCAUCACAGUGAUGCUGAAGCCUGCUCAGUCUCGGGGAGCCCCUGUCAGUGUUUAUCAGCUGGUUGUCAAGGAGGAGCGACUUCAGAAGUCACGGAGGGCAGCUGACAUUAUCGAGUGCUUUUCGGUGCCUGUGAGCUAUCGGAAUGCCUCUAGCCUCGAUUCUCUACACUACUUUGCUGCCGAGUUGAAGCCUGCCAACCUGCCUGUCACCCAGCCAUUUACAGUGGGUGACAACAAGACGUACAAUGGCUACUGGAACCCUCCCCUCUCCCCACUGAAAAGCUACAGCAUCUACUUUCAGGCGCUCAGCAAAGCCAAUGGGGAGACCAAAAUCAACUGUGUUCGUCUGGCUACGAAAGCACCAGUGGGCAGCGCCCAGGUGACCCUGGGGACUCCACUCUGCCUCCUCACCACAGGUGCCUCCACCCAGAAUUCUAACACCAUGGAGCCAGAGAAGCAGGUGGACAACACCGUGAAGAUGGCCGGCGUGAUCGCUGGCCUCCUCAUGUCCAUCAUCAUUCUCCUGGGCGUGAUGCUCACCAUCAAAAGGAGAAGAAAUGCUUAUUCCUACUCCUAUUACUUGAAGCUGGCCAAGAAGCAAAAGGAGACACAGAGUGGAGCCCAGAGGGAGAUGGGGCCAGUGGCCUCGACCGACAAACCCACCACCAAGCUCAGCGCCAGCCGCAACGACGAAGGCUUCUCUUCUAGUUCUCAGGACGUUAACGGAUUCACAGAUGGCAGCCGCGGGGAGCUGUCCCAGCCCACCCUCACCAUCCAGACCCACCCCUACCGAACCUGCGACCCUGUGGAGCUGAGCUACCCGCGGGACCAGUUCCAGCCCGCCAUCCGGGUGGCGGACCUGCUGCAGCACAUAACCCAGAUGAAGAGAGGCCAGGGCUACGGGUUCAAGGAGGAAUACGAGGCCUUACCAGAGGGCCAGACAGCUUCGUGGGACACAGCCAAGGAGGACGAGAACCGCAAUAAGAAUCGAUACGGGAACAUCAUAUCCUAUGACCAUUCCCGGGUAAGGCUGCUCGUGCUGGACGGAGACCCACACUCCGACUACAUCAACGCCAACUACAUUGACGGAUACCAUCGACCGCGGCACUACAUCGCAACUCAAGGUCCAAUGCAGGAGACGGUAAAGGACUUUUGGAGAAUGAUCUGGCAGGAGAACUCUGCCAGCAUCGUCAUGGUCACAAACCUCGUGGAAGUGGGCCGGGUGAAGUGUGUGCGAUACUGGCCAGAUGACACAGAGGUCUACGGAGACAUCAAAGUCACCCUGAUUGAGACAGAGCCCCUGGCAGAAUAUGUCAUCCGCACCUUCACAGUGCAGAAGAAAGGCUACCACGAGAUCCGGGAGCUCCGUCUCUUCCACUUCACCAGCUGGCCCGACCACGGCGUCCCCUGCUAUGCCACUGGCCUUCUGGGCUUCAUCCGCCAGGUCAAGUUCCUCAAUCCCCCGGAAGCUGGGCCCAUAGUGGUCCACUGCAGCGCUGGGGCCGGGAGGACCGGCUGCUUCAUCGCCAUCGACACCAUGCUCGACAUGGCCGAGAAUGAAGGGGUGGUGGACAUCUUCAACUGUGUGCGCGAGCUCCGGGCCCAGAGGGUCAACUUGGUACAGACAGAGGAGCAAUAUGUGUUUGUGCACGAUGCCAUCCUGGAGGCGUGCCUCUGUGGCAACACCGCCAUCCCUGUGUGUGAGUUCCGCUCUCUCUACUACAACAUCAGCAGGCUGGACCCCCAGACAAACUCCAGCCAAAUCAAAGAUGAAUUUCAGACCCUCAACAUUGUGACGCCCCGCGUGCGGCCUGAGGACUGCAGCAUCGGGCUCCUACCCCGCAACCAUGAUAAGAAUCGGAGCAUGGACGUCCUGCCUCUGGACCGCUGCCUGCCCUUCCUCAUCUCGGUGGACGGGGAAUCCAGCAACUACAUCAACGCGGCACUGAUGGACAGCCACAAACAGCCUGCCGCCUUCGUGGUCACCCAGCACCCUCUGCCCAAUACCGUGGCGGACUUCUGGAGGCUGGUGUUCGACUAUAACUGCUCCUCCGUGGUGAUGCUGAAUGAGAUGGACACGGCCCAGCUCUGUAUGCAGUACUGGCCUGAGAAGACCUCUGGGUGCUACGGACCCAUCCAGGUGGAGUUCGUCUCCGCAGACAUCGAUGAGGACAUCAUCCACAGAAUAUUCCGCAUCUGUAAUAUGGCUCGGCCACAGGAUGGUUAUCGUAUAGUACAGCACCUCCAGUACAUUGGCUGGCCUGCCUACCGGGACACACCCCCCUCCAAGCGCUCUCUGCUCAAAGUGGUCCGACGGCUGGAGAAGUGGCAGGAGCAGUAUGACGGGAGGGAGGGACGCACGGUGGUCCACUGCCUGAACGGGGGAGGCCGCAGCGGAACCUUCUGUGCCAUCUGCAGCGUGUGUGAGAUGAUCCAGCAGCAAAACAUCAUUGACGUGUUCCACAUCGUGAAAACAUUGCGGAACAACAAAUCCAACAUGGUGGAGACCCUGGAACAGUAUAAAUUUGUAUACGAGGUGGCACUGGAAUAUUUAAGCUCCUUUUAGCUCAGUGGGACGGGGAGCCUGCCGGAGCCCAGAGGCUGCCGCGGCCAAGCCCCCUUUCCUGUGACUGGCAGUGACCGAGGUGGCACCCCUGCCUGACUCCAAGAAGAAGACUGAUGGCCCGACGUUCCGCGGUGGGC
This is a messenger RNA of Lemur catta (Ring-tailed lemur), 4520 nucleotides long. It is a transcript of the gene PTPRT, whose product is annotated as protein tyrosine phosphatase receptor type T. Bases 1 to 4383 code for a protein of 1460 amino acids. Gene Ontology annotation, cellular component: membrane. Gene Ontology annotation, molecular function: protein tyrosine phosphatase activity; protein binding. NCBI's taxonomy places the organism in Eukaryota, Metazoa, Chordata, Mammalia, Primates, Lemuridae. The record is from RefSeq and is a predicted model, not a curated record. Gene Ontology annotation, biological process: protein dephosphorylation. The transcript is spliced from 32 exons.